This is a messenger RNA of Xenopus tropicalis (tropical clawed frog), 9664 nucleotides long. RefSeq names its product calmodulin binding transcription activator 1 (gene camta1). NCBI's taxonomy places the organism in Eukaryota, Metazoa, Chordata, Amphibia, Anura, Pipidae. Gene Ontology annotation, molecular function: DNA binding. The record is from RefSeq and is a predicted model, not a curated record. Gene Ontology annotation, biological process: DNA-templated transcription; regulation of DNA-templated transcription. The coding region runs from base 850 to 5835 and encodes 1661 amino acids. The transcript has 23 exons. Gene Ontology annotation, cellular component: nucleus; cytoplasm.
CCAAGCAAGCUUAGUGGCUGGCUGCUUGUGGGCUUGUGUUCCGGGAUUACCCUUGUGUGUGUGCGCCUCCUUUCCCUCCCUCCCGAGCGCCUUUAGGGGUCGCGCUUUCCACUUUCCCUUUUUUUUUUUUCUUCUUCUUCUUUUUUUUUUUUUUUUUUUUCUCCAAUACCGGUCGCGAGGAGGAGGAGGAUGUGGCGCACGGAGGGGAAAUGGCUGCCGAAAACAAGCCGGAAGGUAAAGAGAGCGGACGCUUGGCUUCCAGUUGUGUGUGUUUGUGAGGGUUGGAUUUCUUCUUGAGCUUCUCUGUUCUGCUUCGGGGUGGACGUCGGUGAGGGAGAGUCGCCAAGAGGGGAAAGAGAAAGCGAGCGUACCCACACGGGAUGAAUUAGGAGAGGAGCGGCUGGGAGGUGGAGGAGGAGGUGGGGAAGGGGAGGGGUGUGGAGCUGGAAAGGCAGCGGCGGAGUGGGGCGCACAAGGCAGCGGCGGCGGCCGAGGAGGCGGAGGAGGAGGAGUGGGCACACUUUUGCUGAGAGGAGCUCCUUUCACUUGUAUAGGACACGGGUCCCCUCUCCCUACUCCUCACACUGUCCUUUCCCCGUUCCCUUUGCCCCUCGCACACAAACUCCCCUGCUUCCCCUUACUACCAGCCCUUACCACCAUUUUGCUAUAUCCCACUUUUGGGCACCUUGGGAAAGGGAGGGGGGGACUCUUUCGGGGUUUUUUUCCCCCUACAUUAGAAAGGGAUCAGGGAGGGGUGGGUGCUGACAUGUUUCCUUGGCUCCCACAAAUGGAAACAAGCCGCCUGUGACUAGUUGUUGGCAAGCAAGGAGCAAGCACCUCGUCAUUUCAAUGAAUAACCUCGUGGAAGGAUCACUCAACAACCAGCCCAGGAGACAGACUACUGGAAAGUAUGAUGAUCAUGGAAACAGCAAUGGCAGUCAUGUAAAGAUCUUUUUGCCCAAGAAGCUGCUUGAAUGUCUACCAAAAUGUUCAAGUUUACCUAAAGAGCGGCAUCGUUGGAACACCAAUGAGGAAAUUGCAGCUUAUUUAAUAACGUUUGAAAAACACGAAGAAUGGCUAACGACCUCCCCUAAAACAAGGCCACAGAAUGGUUCCAUGAUCUUGUACAAUCGAAAGAAGGUGAAAUACCGGAAAGAUGGAUAUUGCUGGAAAAAAAGGAAAGAUGGGAAAACAACAAGAGAGGAUCAUAUGAAGCUCAAGGUUCAAGGAGUUGAGUGUCUCUAUGGCUGUUAUGUCCACUCCUCCAUCAUACCAACUUUCCACAGAAGGUGUUAUUGGCUUCUUCAGAAUCCAGAUAUUGUAUUGGUGCACUACUUGAAUGUUCCUGCCAUUGAGGAUUGUGGGAAGCCGUGCGGUCCAAUUAUAUGCUCACUCAACACGGACAAGAAAGAGUGGGCGAAAUGGACCAAGGAGGAACUUAUAGGACAGCUGAAACCUAUGUUUCAUGGUAUUAAAUGGACAUGCAACAAUGGGAACAGCAGUUCAGGGUUUUCUGUGGAGCAGCUUGUUCAGCAGAUACUCGACAGUCAUCAGACCAAACCACAGCCUCGGACGCACAACUGUCUCUGCACUGGCAACUUAGGUGCAGGUAGCAGUGUGCACCACAAAUGUAACAGUGCCAAACAUCGCAUCAUCUCACCAAAGGUCGAACCAAGGACAGGUGGUUACAGUACUCAUUCUGAGGUACAAAACAAUGAUGUUUCUGAAGGCAAGAAUGAACACAGUCAUGGCAAAUCAUCGAGCCGUGAGAAGAGAAAUGGCAAAAUGGCAAAACCUGUACUGCUUCAUCAAAACAGCACUGAGGUUUCUUCGACAAAUCAAGUGGAAGUUCCUGACACAACCCAGAACUCUCCUGUCUCCAUCAGCAGUGGCCUAAAUAGUGAUCCAGACAUGGCUGACAGUCCUGCAGUUACUGGCGUCUCUAGCAUGGCUGUUGCAUCGGUGAUGGGGAGCCUGUCUCAGAACGCCACCGUGUUUAUGUCUGAAGUCACGAAUGAAGCAGUAUAUUCAAUGUCUCCGAACACUGGUCCCAAUCAACAUCUUUUGUCCUCAGAUACAUCUGCCCAGGGACUAGUACUGGCUGUAAGUUCAGAUGGUCACAAGUUUGCCUUCCCUACAACAGGGAGCUCCGAUAGCUUAUCAAUGCUGUCUGCGAAUGUUGCCGAAGAGCUUGUACUUUCCACCACUCUCGAUAGCAGUCGAAAAAUACCUGAAACCGCUAUGAAUUUUGAUCCUGACUGUUUCCUCAACAACCCAAAACAAGGGCAAACCUAUGGUGGAGGCGGCCUCAAAGAAGACAACAUUUGUUCCAACAUGAGAAGAUCUUCAAGCACAGACCGCAGUUUCGGUUUCAAUGCAGUUUUAGCAAAAGAAAUUAAAACAGAGGACACAAGCUUCGAACAGCAGCUAGCGAAAGAAAGUUUCCCAUCCACCUCAUCAAAUACACUUACCUUGACUCCAGGUUCCAGUUUGCUCCCUUCUGGAGGAGGCCUUAGUCCUAGUACCACUUUAGAGCAGAUGGAUUUUAGUGCCAUUGAUUCCAACAAGGACUAUACAACCAGCUUCAACCAUGCAGUGCAGAGUCCUCACGUUCAUCAGACACCUUCCCCAAGCUUCUUUUUACAAGAUGCCAGCAAACCUAUUCCUCUGGAUCAAAACUCCCACAAUAGUCUAAAUGACACAAACAGCACUUAUGUCAACACCCUAGAAAUUCCAAAUGUUAAAACAGAAGUAUCUUCCCAGACAGCAAGCAACUGCAAUGGUACUAUAGACCAAGCUAGGAUAGAAUCAACAUCUUCUCUCCAGCUGAUGCAAUUUCAGGCAAAUUAUCAGGCAAUGACUGCUGAAGAGGUUCCUAUGGAGACAUCCCAGCAGACUGAAGGAAAUGAUGGUUUGCUUAAGCAAGCUGACCUCCAAGCCUGCAGUGCAGAGCACUAUAUGCAGUCUGAUAACAAUGCUGGUAUGAGGAAUGGUGGCAGUCUGCCAAUUCUGCAGGGAAACAUGGUCCAAGGCCUCUAUCCUGUUGCGCAUCAGACUAUAAAUAACUCUUCCAACAUGGAGCUCAAUUUGGACCAUUUUGAUAUCUCCUUCAGCAACCAGUUCUCAGACCUUAUUAAUGAUUUCAUAUCUGUAGAAGGUGGGGGUAACACAAUCUAUGGACAUCAACUGGUGGCAGGAGACAAUAAUGUGUUACCUCAGUCAGAAGAUGGUAGCAGGCCUGCUUACUCGCAGGCUGAAAUGUGCAUACCCUGUUGUAGCCCUCAACAAGCAAGUAUGCAACUCAGCGGUGCUGACACUGGGGUAACUACAAUGGCUUAUAUGCACGUGGCAGAGGUGGUGUCAGCAGCAGCCGCAGCACAAAGCACCCUGGGAAUGCUGCAACAGAGUGGGCGUUUGUUCAUGGUGACAGAUUACUCCCCGGAGUGGUCUUAUCCUGAGGGAGGAGUGAAAGUCCUAAUCACAGGCCCCUGGCAGGAGGCUAGCAAUAACUACAGUUGUCUGUUUGAUCAGAUCUCAGUGCCUGCAUCCCUCAUACAGCCUGGUGUACUGCGAUGUUACUGCCCAGCACACGACACUGGCUUGGUUACUCUUCAGGUUGCCUACAACAGCCAGAUUCUCUCCAACUCUGUUGUUUUCGAAUAUAAGGCAAGAGCGCUGCCAACACUGCCCUCUUCUCAGCAUGACUGGCUCUCCUUGGAUGAUAACCAAUUUAGAAUGUCGAUCCUGGAACGUCUGGAACAGAUGGAAAGGAGAAUGGCUGAGAUGACAGGCGCUCAGCAACAUAAGCAGAGUGUUGGAGGGGGCAAUGGUGGGGGAGCCAACAGUGGAGGAAACCAAGCACAAUGUGCUGCUGGGACCGGCUCUAUAGGAAGCUGUUUUGAGAGCCGAGUGGUGGUCGUUUGUGAGAAGAUGAUGAGCCGAGCUUGCUGGGCAAAAUCCAAGCACCUGAUUCACUCCAAGACUUUUAGGGGAAUGACGCUUCUGCAUCUUGCUGCUGCCCAGGGAUAUGCCACACUUAUUCAGACCCUAAUCAAAUGGAGAACAAAACAUGCUGACAGUAUUGAUUUGGAAUUAGAAGUAGAUCCUUUAAAUGUUGAUCAUUUCUCGUGUACUCCUCUGAUGUGGGCUUGUGCUCUUGGCCAUACUGAAGCUGCUGUUGUGUUAUAUAAAUGGGAUCGGAGGGCUAUCUCCAUCCCUGAUUCCCUUGGCAGGCUUCCCCUGUCCAUUGCACGCUCUAGAGGCCACGUGAAACUAGCUGAAUGCCUUGAGCAAUUACAGCGGGAGGAACAUUCACAAAUGGGUCAGAAUCCCAGGAUACAAUGUUCACCAAGUGAAGACACAAGUGCAGACAGUUGGUUAACCCAGUGGCAAAGUGACACAAUGAGUCACUCUCAAGAGUCCCAGAAGGGAGUUACAAUUAUUUCUAAUGUUAAUACAGAGCUUCGCCGGCCACGAUCAGAACCUGCAAAUUAUUACAGUAGUGAAAAUCCAAAAGAUUACCCGGCAGCAAAAAAACACAAAUUAAACCCUGAAUAUUUUCAAGGGAGACAGGAGAGGGUCAUUUCAACUGCCCUAAGCUUGGAGCAGCCAUCUACCAGAAAGCAAUGUUCUAGCACCAAGCAAUCUCUGCCAGAAGCACUUUCCCAUAAUGAGGGAAUGCGUGACUUCUCCAGGGACCUUCCCCCACGCACUCCUGAUACUUCUUCAUACAAAGCCACCACAGGACUCAAAUGGAAGCCAAAAGAUCUUUACCUCGGUGUGUCAGCUGUACAGUUGACUGGAACACCCAAAACAUCUGCAUUGGGGAAGGACAUUGUAGGCCACAAACUGCGGCAAAGGGAACAGAUGAAUGUAUUAAUGAUGUCGGAAAGGGAGAUGGUAGAUGCAGAAUUACUGUCCUACAGAGAAAACCUGGAGAAUGAGGACUGCUUACAGCACAUGGAUGACUUACAGGUAAAUAUGAUGAAUCUGGCAGAACAGAUUAUUGAAGCGACACCUGAGAGGAUCAAGAGAGAAAACUUUGUUCCAAUGGAGUCGUCACUGGCAGAGAGGGCAGACUCUGCAGCAUUUAGCACCACCAUGAGCUGGCUGGCCAGUUAUCUUGCUGAUGUUGAUCACUUACCUAGUGCUGCACAAAUACGGUCCCUCUACAACGAACCCCUGACUCCUUCCUCAAAUACCAGCUUAAGCCCUGCUUGUUCCCCACUUAAUCAGACGACAUUUGAAAAGCCCAGUCUGCCUUCUGCCGCUGACUGGUCUGAGUUUCUCAGCGCAUCCAACAACGAAAAGGUGGAAAAUGAAUUUGCCCAACUGACUCUUUCGGAUCAUGAACAGCGAGAGCUGUAUGAAGCUGCAAAACUUGUCCAGACAGUAUUCCGGAAAUACAAGGGUCGUCCCCUAAGGGAACAGCAGGAAGUUGCUGCAGCUGUCAUUCAACGUUGUUACAGAAAGUACAAACAGCUUACAUGGAUAGCCUUGAAGUAUGCACUUUAUAAAAAGAUGACACAAGCUGCAAUCCUCAUCCAGAGCAAGUUUCGAAGCUAUUACGAGCAGAAGAAGUUUCAGCAGAGCCGACGCGCCGCGGUGCUAAUCCAGCAGUACUACAGGAGUUACAAAGAAUGUGGCAAAAUGAGGCAAAGGCGUCGGACCGCUUCUCUUGUGCAACAGAAACUGAGAAGCAGUUUGUUAACGAAAAAGCAGGACCAGGCUGCGCGGAAGAUAAUGAGGUUUUUACGUCGCUGCCGUCACAGCCCUCUGGUGGACCAUAGACUGUACAAAAGGAGUGAAAGAAUUGAAAAAGGCCAAGGAACUUGAAGCUGCAAAGCAACGUCCCUUAGCAAUGUGACAGCGCUUUUCAGACUGUUCUCAUUUUCUGUUUUUAGCAGAGACAUGCAACAAAAUAAUUAAUUAUUAAAAGAAAAAAAACACUGCAGUUUUCGAGAGAUCACCUGCAGGAUUUUAACAGUAAUCUUUUUGGUCAUUGCAUUUGCACUUUCAUGGACAAAUUUUGCUUUGUUCAGCAAGACAUCUUGAAAUUUAAUCUUCUGUUGAAUUGUGGGAAACAAAAUGGCGCCAGGAAGAGUUUGAAAGUAGCUCCUAUCUCUAAGUUGGGAGCUGUGUGAAUCACAUAGGGCUGAUUUCAAACAACGUGUGGAACUGUACAAAUAUUAUACCAAAAAAAGGAAAAAUACACAUGAUAUAUAUAUAUAUAUAUAAAUAUAUAUAAAUAUAUUGAGGAAAGGUGGAAAUGCACAAGCAACACAUGAAUGUUUAACCCAGAGCCAACAAUCACUCACAAGGAACUAAGCCCAUGGAAAACCUGAGGUCAUGAGGACAAUGGAGAGUUUGGAUCAUAUCCUUUUAAUGUUUGUCCUACGCUUUAAUCUUCAUUACUGGAGGUGCCUCUUCUCCUCAAUGCAUAUCCCAUAUAAAAUAUGCAAUAUAUAUGCAUAUAUAUAAUUAGAUAUAUUAAUGCUUAGGCUACUAGCAAAAUAAUAUAUGUUUAGCAAACAUGUCCCGUAAGUCUAGAUUUUUCUGAAAGUGUGUUAUGCCUUUAAUGUGGUUUAGGUGGCCAGUAUUAUGAGGAGGAACACAUAUUUACCACACCCAGUGGUAACCUUCUCUUUCAGACUUUAUUCCCCUGAAUGGUUUCUGAUGGGUACCAACCUUCCCGUCACCCAGUAUUGUAUAUAAACAUAUCUAUGCAUAUAUGCAUUAUAUUUUCAGAGUGAAUGUGCAAACUCCACUAUAUAUUUGCCAAGGUCGAUGCAAACAUAAUGUAGGAAAAACAUGUUGGUUUUAGUGAGCUACAUGUUUGGUAAGUAGUACUUCUUGUGUGAGAUAAAGUCACAUCACAACAAAUAUGGUAAGUAUGCUUACACACUUCUAGAAGGAAAUCUUUAAAGGAAUCAAUUUGCAGAAUAAAUCAUUGCCCUCCAUGCACGUCACCAAGAAAGGACUGAAGGUGUCUCCAACAGUGUUUGGAAAUCUUCUCUUCUUAUGUGUGUGGACACACAUAUGUAUUUUAAAUUCUAAUGCACAAUUGUAAAUGAAGAUAUACAUUGAAGCAAGCAAGUAGAUGCUGCUUUAAAUGUUUCUGUUUUAUUUUUCUAAGUUUUUUUCUCAAUAGCAGUUUUAAUGAUUCUAUAUUAUUAUAGUCCAUACCUAUAAGUCUAUAUCAUAGCUAAUAAAACUAGCAGAACAUCAAUCAGUUUCCUUUAAGAGUCUGAGCACCAGUAAAGACCCACUUUGCGAUACAGUAUGCUGGGUAACGCUCUGGAAGAAGUUCCCAAAAGGGUUGCAUUUACAUUGCCUGAACAUUUUGCCACCUAAGAAUUAAUGUGGUGCUGCGUGCUGGCCAGUUAAUACUCUAUUUAGGCUAUCUCAUCUCAAAUCUAAGCAAAAUUUGUAUAUAGAAGGUCAGAAUGGAAAUUUAAAAAAAUAAAUGUUUCAACUAGUUUAUUCUUGAAUUGAGAGAAAAAGCUUAUUUCAGUGUGGGUCAAUAACACGACUGGAGGACAUUAAUAUUUGUAUAGUUUGCUGGAAUGAAUUCAAAGUGUGGAUGUACUGUUUGUAUAUACUGUAUAUAUAUAUUCAAAAUCUGUGCAUGAAAUUAAGAACACAAAAGAAAUGAAAAAAAGCAAAGCAUUAGUGGCUAUGGUCUGUAAAAUGAAACAAAAUUUUAUUUCACUAUAAGAAUAUUUUAUUUUAAAUGUUCUUUAGAAGAACAUAUCGCUAAAGCAUGAUUAAUCUGCAAAACAAAAAAGAGCUACAGUAUUUAGACUUAGAAAAAAAAGCCGAGUAACAUUACUUUAAAAAAAAAAGCUAUGUUUACAUUUGAUUUAUAGCUACCAAAAUAUUUGAUUUCAUCUUUUUAUCAUUUUCUUCUUUUUUUGCCAAUGGUGCCAAGUAAUGUGAAUGCUAUAUCGCUUAACAUUAAGUUGCAUUUGCAAAGCAGAUACUCAUUUAAAAAAAAUGAAAAAAGUAUAUAUCUCAAAACCAUAUGCUCACUCCAGUAAAGAACACAUAGAAAGAAAUCAUAUAGAAAAUUUUUAAAAAUGAAAUAGUCUGAAAGUAGAAAAUACGUUUCACAUUUUCAUAUCUCCUCGCUGGAAGUUAGAAAAUGUAAAAUAAUCACACAUAAAAAAAAAAAAUAAAAGUGUUAAAAUCUUUAAAAAAAAAAAAAAAAGCAAACUGGUCUUGUAGGGAACUCAUGGUAUAACAUUAUUUCCACACAGAAAUAAGCCAAAGUGAUCGGAUAAUAUGAUAUCUGAAUGGAAUGAAUAAAACAAUAAGUGUGGUACAGUAUUAAACAGGCUUGCAUUGCCAACAGUUAUUUGAACUUUUAGUACACAAUCGGCCUGAUAUGUGAUUGUAGGGGGAGACGGAACCGGUGAGGGGUUUAUUAGCGAUUUCCCCUCUACUCUGUGCAGUUUCUACUGUAAAAUUUUUUUUUUAUACUGAGACGUAAAAUGUAAACUUAAAACAAUGUGCAUAUGUAAGAAACUUUUCAGGAGGUUGCUACAGACGAAGGUUUAAUAAUACUGAGGUCAGUACUCUUGUUGCCUUUUUUAAACGAAAACUGUUCAUUUUCUUUCACGUGAUAUGUACAGAUAGGAAGAAAAAAAACCACUGAUGUAUAGGUUAUAUACUGCUCACACGAUCACGCACAACGCACCAUUAUGAAUAGUCUGUACAUUAAAAAAAAAUGAUAUACUGCUCUUUUUUGACGGAACAUUGAGUGUUCCGAGAAGAAUGUAUUUUACUAUGUGUUCACGAGGAACGGGGAGAGAAAAAGCCUUUUUGGAAUAAGCGACACUUGCUCUUAUGUAUUGACAUUAGCACAGAUUUUGGAAUUUUGUUAUCUACAAAUGUAAAUUUAUAUUCCAUUUUUUCAUGGGGAAUGUACCUACUUCUCACCCUGGCAAGAGUACUGGUCUCAGUUCCAAUGCGGUAUCCGCUGUAUAUUUGUAUUAAAAAGGUUUAUGUUGUGCAGUAUGUCCAUAUGUUCUCUAAAUCUGUAACAUGCAGGGCCUUUCUAAGUCACUGAACUAAUUCAAAGAGCAGUCAUGAGACCUGUUUUAUCUUAAGAGAGGCAUUCUUCUGGUCACAUGAAGAACGUCUGAUAAAGCCAACAUUUGUGACCUACCCAUGACUGUGAAUUUUGGAUAUGAAUGUAAGAUACAUACAUGUACACAGUUUACUCGGAUGGUAUAUGUGACAAUUCCCAAGUGCCAGGAGUCUGUCAUAUAAUGUAACUGUUAAACCUUUUCCUGUCUCUCAUUGUUUUAUUUUCGCUUCUGAUGUGAGCAUUAAACAACAAACCAUCUGUACUGUGUGAGAGAAAUAAAGAAUAUAACGUGAAAUCCCUACAUGGUUGCACGCUUACGGCAGUUCCACACAGUAGUUGGCGCCAACGGGAGUCCCCAAGGCUUGCAUGUAAAGCUAGUAUAGAUGUCUCUUUUUUGUAAGUUUUAUUUUUGUAAUUGUGCAUGUAAAACAUCACGGAAAUCAAUGAAGCGUUGAAGAAUUCAGCUGCUGGAACCAUGCAAAAUGUUUUGAAUUGCCCUUAAACUAUGGAAAAUGUUUUCUGAAUGCUUUAUAUUCUUUCUGCUGUAAAUUAAAAAUUAAUUAAAUUUCCCCA